GCAGAGAGAAUGCCACGUACUGGUUGACGUUAACAGUCCGGAUGACACUUCCUGAUGCUGGUCCCUGGGCUUAGCUAGGUCCGCUAACACAUCGGAAUUGCACGGUUCUGGGAAACCUGUGGAAGACAGCGUGGUUGAGUCUUCUGGUUCAGGCAGUGGGAAGACGGUAGCGAUCAGGCGGCACCAUGAACGGCCAGCUGGACCUGAGUGGCAAGCUGAUCAUCAAGGCCCAGCUGGGCGACGACAUUAGACGCAUUCCUAUCCACAAUGAAGACAUCACGUACGACGAGCUGGUGCUGAUGAUGCAGCGCGUCUUCAGGGGCAAGUUUCAGAGUAACGACGAGGUCACCAUCAAAUACAAAGACGAAGAUGACGACCUCAUUACCAUUUUCGACAGCUCUGACCUCUCCUUUGCAAUCCAGUGCAGUAGAAUCCUCAAGCUGACAUUAUUUGUGAACGGUCAGCCACGACCUUUGGAGUCCAGUCAAGUGAAGUACCUGCGCAGGGAGCUCAUUGAGCUCAGGAAUAAAGUCAACAACCUUCUUGACAGCCUGGAGCCGCCCUCAGAGCCCGGACUGACCUCCACAGCGCCUGUGAAUGAAUCAGCGGAUAGACGUGAAGGCAAAGUUGUGACGGCAGACUCGACGGUGAAACAAGCUCCUCCGGUCAGCGCAGCCAGCAUGUCGGCCUUUGACCCGCUGAAAAACCAGGACGAGGUCAACAAGAACGUCAUCUCUGCUUUUGGCCUGAGCGAGGACCAGGCUGCAGUCGCUCCCCCUGCUGUCGCCGCAGAGGAGCGCUCAGGGACUCCUGACAGCAUUGCUUCCUCCUCUUCUGCAGCGCCUCAGCCAGGAGUGGCCCCGCAGCCCCAGGCUGCCUACGCCGGGGUACAGCAGGGACCCCCCGCCGUAGCUGAUGGUCAGAUGUAUCAGCAGUACCAGGCUCCAGGUGGAUACCCCCCUCAGCAGCCAGGGGCGCCACCGCAGCAGUACGGGAUGCAGUACCAAGCUGGAUACAGUUCUCAGCCUGGAGCCCCCCAGCCUGGCCCUCCACAGGCUCAGCAGCAGCAGCCCCAGCAGCAGCAGCAGCAGUUUCAGAAUUACCCUCCACCCUCCUCCCAGGCUCCAGGCACUGGUCCUGCCCCAACUCCUGGCUUCCAGACUGGGCAGCAGCAGCAGCAGCAGCAGCAGCAGCAGCCCCAGCAGCAGCCUCAUCCAUCUCAGGGAGCUCAACAGUAUCCACCAGGAGCCUUCCCUCCCCAAAACUACACCUCCCAGGGCACCCAGCCUGCCAACUACAGCAUGCCCCCUAACUCACAACCCGGCUCAGGGUUCCAGCCCCGCCCGGGAUUCACCCCGCCGCCAGGCACUGCCGUCACUCCUCCACCCGGCGCCGGUAAUCCCUACGCCCGCAAUCGGCCCCAUUACGGCCAGGGCUACGCUCAGCCGGGUCCAGGGUACCGGUAAAAGGAGGGCAGCAGGCGGUCAUGAUCCCCCUCCCCACCCCGCAUUAUGUGGCUCCAACUGUUUAAGGUGUCUGCAGGAAAAGGGGUUUGCUGCUCUGCGUUCCACCGGCACAAAUAUCAAGUCCAAAUAUGUAAAAAAAAAAAAAAAGAAAUUAAAAAAAAGAAAACACAGGCAACCCCUCCUUCCCUGUCUGAUGACUAGUUUGUACACACCCCUCUGUUCUGGCCCUGACGUAUGCUCUGCACCCUAUUUUCCCCCCCCCCCCCCCCCCCUUCUCCUGCCGCCUCCUCCCGCCGUUCUGCCCUCUCGUGUCUGUCAUCGUAACAAAAGUUCCCAGUCUGUCAGUAUGCACACACCUAGGAGAGCAAAACCUGCCGUCGCACAAACUCUUCGUGGUCCUCUUCUUUAUAAGGUGUCGUUCUGCCGGUGGGAUCAGAAUUUGUGAUCAAAUUCUUUAAGAGCUGUGAGUUUACCAUGUAGGACACUAUCACAAUGAAACUUAGCCCCAUUCUGUUGUUUUUUUUUUGUUGUUGUUGUUCCCCCCCCCACCCUCUGUUUGACUAACUGCACCAACAUGUUGGUAUGAAUAAUGUGUCUGCCCCAUGUUGGGAACACUAGCUAAAGGUUUAGGUAAUAAAGAAGGCUUCUGCUGUUCAGUUUCUUACUGUUUAUCGCCUCCAUCACAGCUUGUAUUCCUUUCUGUCUUCUCACGGGUUUUUACUAAUAUAUCAAGUCAAAUUCCUCUCAAAGUGACAUUAGUUGUUUAUGUAAAAAUGUUAACUUUUUCUUUUCUUUUUUUUUUCUUCCUCCUCUCUCUUGAAUCUAAUAAAGAAUUGAGACCCA
Molecule: messenger RNA, 2309 nt
Organism: Fundulus heteroclitus (mummichog)
Lineage: Eukaryota; Metazoa; Chordata; Actinopteri; Cyprinodontiformes; Fundulidae
Gene: tfg
Product: trafficking from ER to golgi regulator
Exons: 8
Coding region: 186-1466 (426 amino acids)
Biological process (GO): endoplasmic reticulum to Golgi vesicle-mediated transport; COPII vesicle coat assembly
Cellular component (GO): endoplasmic reticulum exit site
Molecular function (GO): identical protein binding
Source: RefSeq, a predicted model, not a curated record